UAUUCAUAGUGGCUUCUUAAAAUUGUAUUUUUAAUUUUUUGGAAAAUGAAAAUUGAUGAAAUUUGUCGAACUUGCCUUUCUGAAUCUUCAGAUUUAAGAUCAAUUUUUAAGCUGGGAGUAAUUGCGGGUAAAACAACAACUUUAUCAAGAGUUUUAAUGGAAUUUACAAAGCUAACCAUAAACGAAUCGGAUAUAUUUCCUGACAAAAUGUGCUAUGGUUGUGUUAUACAAGCAAAUCAAUCUUUUGCAUUUCUUCAAACAUGUCUUGAAUCAGAUAGGUAUUUAAAGGAAAAAUUAGGUAGCCCAAAAACUUCACGAAGAAUAAGUGAUUGCAAUGAUGAUUUUACCAUGGGUGAGCCAGAGACACAAACAGUUUACUUAUACAAUGCUGUAAAUAUUGAAGGAGAUAAUGAAAUUGAUGUUCAUAUAGAACCAUCGGAAGUAAAAGUUAUUAAGGGUCAUUCAGCGCGUUCUUUAUCUCGUAAUAAUGACCAUAACAUUAUAAUAUCAUCUGACGAUAGAAGUGAACAAGAUCAGAAUGAAUCUGAAGGAAUUAUUCAACACAUUAUAGAAGAUGAUAGCAUAGAAACAGAAAUUUUAGAAAUUGAACAAGAAGAUGAAGAUAAUACUAAUUCAAGUUUCGACAACCUUAAUAAUGAUGAUGAUUAUUAUGACCAAAGUACAAAUGAUAUGAUAAGCAAAAUGCAAUUAAAGAACGAAACCGUGAAUAAAGCUCUCAGUGAUUUAAAUUUUGAUCAAAAUGAUGAAAACGGAAAUGUACAUAUGAUAAAAGUUGAACAAAAUGUUGAAAAUAUUUCUGAAGAAAGUAAAAAAAAACGUAGAUCAAGAAAUUUUUCUGAAAAAAUGAAUAUCCCGGGACCACCAUAUAUAUGCAAAAUUUGUAAAAAACAUUUGAGUACAAGAUCAUCAAUGAAAUAUCAUAUGCAAUUGCAUUCGAGUUCUACACCGUUUUUAUGUAAUGAAUGUGGAGAAGGUUUUAAAACAAGAAACGCUUAUGAGGGGCAUAUGACAACGCAUGACGUAAAUAAUCCGCAUAAAUGUACAGUUUGCGGAAAAGUUUAUAGACAAGCAAACUCUUUAAAAACACAUAUGCUUACACAUACAGGGGAAAAACCGUUUUUAUGUGGGAUUUGUGGAAAAGGCAUGACACAGAAAUCAGGAUUCAAGAAACACAUGCUGGUGCAUUCUGGAGAAAUGCCGUUCCAAUGUCACAUUUGCCAUAAAAGGUUUCGUUAUUCAAGUAACUUGAUUGCACAUAAAAAAACACAUUGCGAAGUGAAGGAAAAGUUAAAUUCUUGCAAGAUUUGUAAUAAAGCAUUCAGUUCACCAGCUGAUUUGAAAAGACAUAUGAAUAUACAUAAUUCAAAAAUAGUUGCAGAAUGCAGAUAUUGCAAUAAACGUUUUGGGAAACUUGAAAUAUUAGCAGCUCAUAUAAAAACAAAUCAUGAAAUGGAGUAUAAAAAAACUAAUAUUAAAACAGAAAUUGAUGAUUCAGUUUCAACGGAAUAAUUAAUUCAUUGCCCAAAAAAAAUUUGAUAUUUCAUUUUAAU
Condylostylus longicornis is the source of this 1571-nucleotide messenger RNA. Its product is annotated as zinc finger protein 37-like. The record is from RefSeq and is a predicted model, not a curated record. NCBI's taxonomy places the organism in Eukaryota, Metazoa, Arthropoda, Insecta, Diptera, Dolichopodidae. The coding region runs from base 46 to 1530 and encodes 494 amino acids. Gene Ontology annotation, biological process: regulation of transcription by RNA polymerase II. Gene Ontology annotation, cellular component: nucleus. The transcript has 7 exons. Gene Ontology annotation, molecular function: RNA polymerase II cis-regulatory region sequence-specific DNA binding; DNA-binding transcription factor activity; zinc ion binding.